AUGACCACCAAUGUGGUAGAUGGAGUAUAUGGAGCUGACUCCUACAGAUGCCUCAUCAUUUGGGCUGAUAGAGGGCCAGGAAAGCUGGGAAAACCUCCUUCCACCUGCAAGACAACAAAGUCUGACCACUGUUGGGCCAAGCUGGUCAGCCAGAUAGUAUUUAAAAGUAGAUAUUUUGAUGACCUCAUUGGUCCUUUACCCAAUAAAUCCCAGAAAGAGAAUGAAAGCCAUGGAAAUGCAAUUAUUGUACAUGUAAUUAAAGAGUUCUGCGGGGGCCCAGGGCCAGCCAGGCUCUGGGCGCCGCCACGUUGGAAACUGAGGUUGGGAGUCACGGUUGCAACAGCCCCGGGCGCUGCCAGAUCCGCUGGGCAGAUGCUGGAAGUGCGCCAGGGGCUGUACCUGGGGGGAGCAGCGCCUGUGGCAGAGCUGGACCACCUGAGAAAGGCGGGCAUCACAGCGGUGCUGAUGGUGGACUCAGAGGAGCCCGACUUCAGGGCGGCAGUUGGGGUCGAGGGUGUGCGGAGCCUCUUUGUGCUGGCACUGGACAAGCCCGAGACCGACUUGCUCAGCCAUCUGGACGGGUGCGUGGCCUUCAUUGGCCAGGUCCGCGCCGAGAGCCGUGGGGUGUUGGUGCACUGUCAUGCAGGAGUCAGUCGAAGUGUGGCUAUAACUGCUUUUAUGAUGAAGACUAACCAACUUACCUUUGAAAAAGCCUAUGAAAACCUCCAGACUAUCAAGCCAGAGGCUAAGAUGAAUGAGGGGUUUGAGUGGCAAUUGAAAUUAUAUCAGGCAAUGGGAUACGAAGUAGAUACCUCUAGUGCAAUUUAUAAGCAAUAUCAUUUACAAAAGGUUACAGAGAAGUAUCCAGAAUUGCAGAACUUACCUCAAGAACUUUUUGCUGUUGACCCAACCACCCUUUCACGAGGAUUGAAAGAUGAGGUUCUCUACAAAUGUAGAAAGUACAGGAGGUCUUUAUUUCGAAGUUCUAACAUUUUGGAUCAUAAUGAAGGAAGUGGUCCUUUAGCUUUUGCCCACAAGAGAAUGAUACCAUCUUUCAUGCUUACCACAGGGAGUCAGGCUCAAUGUACAUCUUAUUUCAUUGAACCUGUACAGUGGAUGGAAUCUACUUUGUUGGGAGUAUUGGAUGGACAGCUUCUUUGCCCCAAAUGCAAUACCAAGUUGGUUUCUUUCAAUUGGUAUGGUGAACAGUGCUCAUGCGGUAGAUGGGUAACACCUGCUUUUCAAAUACAUAAGAAUAGAGUGGAUGAAAUGAAAAUGCUGCCAGUUUUGGGAUCACAAGCAAGAAAACUAUGAACUUGUGACAUUUAAUAGCUGGGAAAGAAACAAACUGAUGUGUGCACUACCCUUCUUACUGUCUGUCAUUCACUGGCAGAUUAUCUAGCUUUUAGCCAUCAACAUUUUAUUAAAAAUGUGCAAAGAUGAAAAUCACUUGAUGUGAUCUAUAAAUGUGCUUUGUUAGUUGCUUACACUAUUUAAGUAGAAUAUUUUAUAUGGAAAUCAAAACUUAUGAUCAUGUAAAUUGUACUUUGAUAUUAAAAUCUUCAGUAACCCAGAUACUUAUUUUGUUUCAUAUAAUUUAAGGGUUCUGAUUUUUAGAAUGUUGGUUAUGUGAUCUUAAGGUCUGGACAGACAGAAUUAUAUACAAAAAUCGCAAAAAAUCAUGUUUAAAUAGAUAUUCUUUAAUUACUGGAAAUGUAAAGCAAAUUUGUUUGGACAUAUUUUGAAAUUUAUUUUUCUUUAUCUCUUUUAAGGGGCAUGAGUAAAUCAAUGUAUGUCUGGAUUUCUGUUGUAAAUGUAGAA
This is a messenger RNA of Manis pentadactyla (Chinese pangolin), 1821 nucleotides long. RefSeq names its product dual specificity protein phosphatase 12-like. The record is from RefSeq and is a predicted model, not a curated record. Gene Ontology annotation, biological process: protein dephosphorylation. Gene Ontology annotation, molecular function: protein tyrosine/serine/threonine phosphatase activity. NCBI's taxonomy places the organism in Eukaryota, Metazoa, Chordata, Mammalia, Pholidota, Manidae. Gene Ontology annotation, cellular component: nucleus.